CCGCAUGAUAAAUCGCUGAUGAUAGACAGCUGAAGACCUACCAAGCGGCAAGCAAGUAGUUUAAAUUACAUAUUGAUAUUCGUCACUAAUAUUCAUCUGAAAAUCCAGUAUGUCCAGUGAUGGAAACAAAAAGAAAGGAAAAGUACCCGGUGAUAAGAAGACUAAAAGGAAAGCGAAGAGGAGGGAGACCUAUGCAGUAUACAUCUACAAAGUUUUGAAGCAAGUUCAUCCAGACACCGGCAUCUCCAGCAGGGCAAUGAGCAUCAUGAAUUCAUUUGUCAAUGAUGUGUUUGAGAGAAUCGCUACAGAGGCUUCGAGGUUGGCGCAGUAUAACAAGCGCUCGACCAUCACGAGCCGAGAGGUGCAGACCGCAGUCAGACUCCUCCUGCCCGGAGAACUCGCCAAACACGCCGUGUCAGAGGGGACCAAAGCUGUCACCAAAUACACCAGCUCAAAAUGAUUUCAUCGAAUGGGUGGAGGCAUUUCAACUUAAAAAAUAUAAUGUGUAAAGUGGCUAGUGUUUGCAAUCACUUUUCCUUAUUGCUAAUAAAUGUGCACACAGAAAACGCACUGGAGCUGUGCAUUAAUCUUAAGAUUUACCCUUGUGAAUUGUUCAAAUUCAACCUUUUUGUGUUGUUCGUCGAUGAAAAAGCCAUUAAAUUAAA
Molecule: messenger RNA, 665 nt
Organism: Paramisgurnus dabryanus
Lineage: Eukaryota; Metazoa; Chordata; Actinopteri; Cypriniformes; Cobitidae
Gene: h2bk1
Product: H2B.K variant histone 1
Cellular component (GO): nucleosome
Molecular function (GO): DNA binding; protein heterodimerization activity; structural constituent of chromatin
Source: RefSeq, a predicted model, not a curated record